This is a messenger RNA of Hemisphaericaspora subhashii, 344 nucleotides long. RefSeq lists its product as uncharacterized. The transcript has a single exon. Gene Ontology annotation, biological process: fatty acid beta-oxidation. NCBI's taxonomy places the organism in Eukaryota, Fungi, Ascomycota, Pichiomycetes, Serinales, Debaryomycetaceae. Gene Ontology annotation, cellular component: peroxisomal matrix. The record is from RefSeq and is a predicted model, not a curated record. The annotation marks the transcript as partial.
AUGUCAGACGCAAUUACAUACGAAGUUAAGGGCCGUGCGGCAAUUAUCACCUUAAACAAUCCUAAGAUUUUAAACGCACUCACAUAUCAACAAUAUGACGAAAUCUGUGGAUUCUUAAACCGUGCCAAGGAUGAACCAGACACCGUCAUCACAUUAAUUCAAUCUUCAGGUAGAGCAUUCAGUGCCGGGGCAAAUGCAGCUGCUAUUUCCAAAUUGGAUAAUAAACUUGAAACUUGGUUAGAUAAAUCAAUUGCAAGACAAGUUUAUCUUGUUCAAACUUUUGCUCAACAUAAGAAAAUCCUUGCUGUUGCACUUAAUGGACCUGCAAUUGGACUUUCGGCUGC